AUGGCAUUCAAAACCUGGCUUGUCACUGGUGCAUCUUCUGGUCUUGGAGCCGCAAUCGCAGAGGCUGCCCUCCAAGCCGGUCAUACAGUGAUCGCCACCGCUCGCAACCCCACCAAAGCAGCUGAAGCCAACCCCCAGAUCUCAAAACUCGGUGGAAUCUGGAUUGAGCUUGAUGUGACAAGCUCUAGCACCACCAAAGCCGUGGAAGAUGCAAUUAAUAAGUCUGGCGGUGUUAUUGAUGUUGUCGUUAAUAAUGCCGGGUAUUCGUUACUGGGCAGCAUCGAAGAUAUGAGCGAGGCCGAAAUCGAGGCUCAAUUUAACACGAAUGUUUACGGUCCUGUUCGUGUGUUGAAGGGUGUCCUUCCUUUCAUGCGGGAGAGGAAGUCCGGCACGGUUAUUAAUGUCAGUAGCAGUGCCGGGAUUGAUGCACUACCCGCCUGCGCGAUGUACGCCGGAUCGAAGUUUGCUCUUGAAGGUAUGUCCGAAAGUCUCGCAAAAGAGCUAGCACCGUUCAAUAUCCGAGUGCUCGUCGUCGAGCCGGGGUCACUCCGAACCAACUUUUGGUCAGCGUUUGUCGAGCCUACCGCUGGCAUGAACAAAGGCUAUACCGGGACCCCCUUGGAACACGUUCUCCAGGUAUUCAAGUCAAACAAAGCCGCACCUGGCGAUGCUGUCAAAUGUGCCCAGAGGGUUCUAGAAGUCAUAGACGAUACUGGUAUGGGUGCUGGGAAAGGAGACCUGUUUCGCCUGCCGCUUGGCUCGGAUUGCUAUGCACGCUUCCAGACUAAAAUUGACAAGCUGCAAGACAACUUGCUGCAAGCGAAGGACAUUGCCCACUCAACUAGCUACUGA
Molecule: messenger RNA, 852 nt
Organism: Penicillium crustosum
Lineage: Eukaryota; Fungi; Ascomycota; Eurotiomycetes; Eurotiales; Aspergillaceae
Product: SDR family oxidoreductase
Exons: 2
Coding region: 1-852 (283 amino acids)
Molecular function (GO): oxidoreductase activity
Source: RefSeq, a predicted model, not a curated record